AUGGAUCCAAUGAAGGGUCGCACCCCACCACCCCCUCAUUCUUCCUCCCCUCACAACCCUUCCUCUUCUCCUUCCCAAAUCGCCUGCUCACCGACCAGUUUCCCAUCACCUCAACCGCCUUCGAUGCAAAACUCCAUCCUCGCCUCUCCUCCUCACAACUCCUCAUUCCGUCAACAAACCCCAUCAAUUUCUGUCCACGAAGCUUUGGGCCUAGAAGAAGAAGACGGACACGAAACCGAAACCGACACCGAUACAGAAAUCCAAACAGGUAGUAACGGACAUAUGGACUACAUCAUGACUCCAUCUCCGACUCCGUCUUCUCGCGAUAUAGGCAGACUCAGCGUUCCUCCAAGCAGCAGUAUUGGGAAUGCUCAUACUAGAUCAUUCGUUAGGUCUACUGGAGCUCCUUCACCGUCCCCAAAUGCUUAUCCCAUGUAUGCGAGUUCUUUCUGUGGUGCAUCUGACGAUGGAGAAGAGACAUACAAAUUUUCUCACAAGGGAGAUGGGUCUGAUGAGAGUGAUGGUGCUGUUGAUGGCAUUAGAGGUAUUUGCUAUGAUCUAAAUAUGUUUGAAAAGGUUUAUGGGGAUUAUAUUAAUCGUUUCGAUGGUGUAGAUAUGAUACGUUUGAAGAAGUCACAGAUUCGAAAGUUGGAAGAAGAGGUGAAGUAUUUGGAGAAGGUUUGUGAAAUGGCUGAGAAAAAGAAGAAGAACGGGGUGUCUAUCAACUAG
Orbilia oligospora ATCC 24927 is the source of this 729-nucleotide messenger RNA. RefSeq lists its product as uncharacterized. The record is from RefSeq and is a predicted model, not a curated record. NCBI's taxonomy places the organism in Eukaryota, Fungi, Ascomycota, Orbiliomycetes, Orbiliales, Orbiliaceae. The coding region runs from base 1 to 729 and encodes 242 amino acids. The transcript has a single exon.